CUGAGAUUAGGUUCGUACCUACAGACAUUAACCACAGUACUCCUCGUCUUCCCAUUCUCACUUCCGCUCACUCUUGAUUUGGUGCAUCAAGUCUCCAUAAAAAGCGACCAACACUCCUGCAAUUCCCGCACCCACCCCAUGGCGUCUCCGUUCCCUCAUGCGCCGCUGGCCUUCGAGCUGCAUGAGUCUCGGCCAGACUUCCUUCCCGAGGACUGGAGCGAUACAGACCAGCAGAUCUUCGAGAGUCUGCUGCUACCGUCGCCGUCUUCCUCGUCCCUCGCAGACUCGUCCGACUCGUCCGCCUCUAUCAAACCCGAGCCGAUAAAGAAGAAGCGCGGCAGUCGCAAGCGCGUGUCUGUGGAGGAGAAGCGCAUGAAACAUCGAGAGGUGCAGCGUCGCUUUAUGCAACGCAAGAAAGAGAUGCUGGCAAGUGUCAAGAAGUCCAUCAUUGCGCUCGAGAAACAGGUGGCUGUGCUCAAACUUUCAAGCGAGCGCGAGGCGUUGGAGACGGAAAACAAGACGCUGCAGCAGGAAGCAGAGGCCAAGGCCGCGCAGCCGGCUGUCGUCACACUGGAAGCUCUCGAGAUGAUCUUCCAGAAAGAAGCCAAGGCAGUUGAGCAACAGUUCAAACCUUUUACAGUGCAGCAGUGGCAGGAAAUCGUAUGUCAGACGCUGCAAAGUGUGGAUGGCAUUCUGACCCAGGAGGCGAUGGAAGCGUCAGGAAUGAAUGUCAUGGGCUGGUCUGACAGACGACACGUGGAGAAUACCAGUGUCAAAUUCACGCUGCACAAGGCCUUCCCGCAUAUUUGCGCCGAGAAUAUCUGGAAUAUCACGUGGCAACGACUGACUACGGACAGCUAUGCCAGUUUCUUCAGCCCUUCGUUGUUUAUUCGGAAACACUUGUUGCAGAGAGUAUGUGACGACGCGAUCAUUAUCUACCGAGUGAUCUGCUACCCUCAGACUGGGCGAGUGUCGCGUGCUAUUGAGGUGAUUAGCCGAGUGAGAAGGGAACACGACUUCGUCUACUUUGUUCGCACGCUGGACCUGCCUGAUGUGAAGGAGCGGGUAUGUGCCACAGAUGUCUGGACUCAGUCGCUGACGGUGCUGCGUUUCAUGCCGAGCGACCCGAAUCGACCGGAAGUCGGCUGUGUAGUGCAGUACGGAGGCAACUACGCGAACAUUCCCAAGGGCGGCGUCAAGUAUUGGCUCAUGGAGGUGUUGUUCCUCGUGCUACGAUUCGAGUCGUCACUGAUCUCGCCUAUGUUUUCCCUUAGCAAUUGAGUCUGUCGCUAUAUCUGUUUUGUUUUAUUCACCAUCGACUAAUAGAUCUUUAACUUAUACGAAGUAGAAAGUUGUUUAUGAGUU
This is a messenger RNA of Phytophthora nicotianae INRA-310, 1365 nucleotides long. RefSeq lists its product as hypothetical. NCBI's taxonomy places the organism in Eukaryota, Oomycota, Peronosporomycetes, Peronosporales, Peronosporaceae. The transcript is spliced from 2 exons. The record is from RefSeq and is a predicted model, not a curated record. The coding region runs from base 139 to 1281 and encodes 380 amino acids.